Molecule: messenger RNA, 827 nt
Organism: Acyrthosiphon pisum (pea aphid)
Lineage: Eukaryota; Metazoa; Arthropoda; Insecta; Hemiptera; Aphididae
Product: glycine, alanine and asparagine-rich protein-like
Exons: 3
Coding region: 177-749 (190 amino acids)
Source: RefSeq, a predicted model, not a curated record
GUCAUCAAAAUGAACUGUACUUGUUCGCCACAAGGCGCGCGCAGUCUUACAGGUUCGUCCUAAACUCCUGUGGGCCGCGAGUGGUAACUGGUAAUUGGCAAUCUUAGUUCUGCUGCUGAAGAGUGAAGACCGCAGACUGCACCCUUAAGACGGAACCUCACUGAAAUUGAAUCACCAUGUCACAAUCACAAAGCCCAAAUAUCUACGUACACGUUUAUGGUGAUGGACAAAGUUGUGAUAUCCGCGGUGGUUAUCAAGGUGGACGUGGCGGUCGCGGUGGUCAAGGUGGACGUGGCCGCGUCAUAGGACGUGGUGGCCACGAUGGUCAAGGUGGACGUGGUGGCGGCGUAGGACGUGGUGGACGCGGUGGUGUAGGCGGAAAAAUUCGCCAAGUCCGAGCUCGUCCCCGUUGUAACAACUGCAGCCUGGUUGGGCAUGCAGCUUCUGUUUGCUGGACAAAACCGUCCGAAACAGCAGCAGUCAAAGCCGCCAGAGCUGCCAGAUCAAUGAACAUAGCUCUAGAGUUAAAAUCUAAAGCAGAAGUUGUAUCUAAAGCUGCAGCUUCUGUAGUAGCUGCUGCUGCUGCAGCUGAAACUGCUGCUAAUGAAGCAAUGAGCAGAGCUUUAAAGUUAAAAGCUGCAAUUGCUGCGGAAACACCGUUGCCGACCACAACGUCAACACCAAAAUACUCCGAAAAUGACAAAUACAAAAGUAACAACACCACCGACGGUGUCAAUAACAGUUGCUGAUGAAAUACGUCAACAACAAAAAAAAGCCUGUAAAAAUAAAAAUUGUAUGUGUAUAUUCCAUUAUAAAGGUAUUUUUUA